AUGGCCACUCCUGUAACCUCAACACCACUGUCUGAAGCAUCAACAUGCACGAAUACUGGGAUCUCUGGAUCGAAAAGGAUUCUACCGCUUUCUCCAGAUGUAUCUCGUGAAUCCGAAAAUCGCCGGAAGGCCUCAAAGGUCAGUCGGGCUUGCGACCACUGCAAGAUCAAAAAGCUCAAAUGUUCCGGGACAAUCCCCUGUGAUGGAUGCACAAAGAGAAAUGUGAACUGUCAAUAUGACUCGGUGUAUCGUAGAGGCAGGCCCCCAACACCACCUACAGUCGGUCGACAGCGGCAUUCCAUGAGUUCUGCAGCUUCUACUGUGCGGCCGGCAAACCCCGUGGAGGAAAAUCCAGAGGUUAUCACCACAAGGUCUUCUUCCCAAGGCCCUUCUGGACUCGAAACAGCAGAAAUCGAAGGCCAAUUCUUUGAUCCGACAUCAAAUUUGACCUUUAUACAUCGAGCUUGGAAGAGGCUUGCUCAGCAGAAUCAGCAAACAGAUUCCGGUCUGUUGACAGGCUCUGAAAAUCUUCAGCCCCUCAUGUCGGCUGGUGAUAUUCCCUUCACCACCAAGGGGGACCAAAGCCUGUUGUUCGUGAGUCAGCCAGCGGCUCUAGAGCUGUUCACCUACUAUUUCGAUAACUGCGUGGUGACGUACCGAGUCUUGAAUCAACAAUACUGCAGGUCCUGGUUCGAUGCUGUCAUCAACAAUUGGCAUAAUGGACAACCUUUGAAGACAGAUAUUGGGCACGCAAAAGCUGCCAUUGUUCUUAGUAUCCUAGCCAUUGCUAGUUUUCGCCAACAUAGGAUCACAGAACAAAGGUCGAUCCCGGGGAUGUCUCUGCUAUCUCAACAGAGUGAACAGUAUUUCCUCGCCGCGUCUGAUCUGACAGCUCAAGAGACUGGGUUGCCACGAUUAGAAUCAGCACAGGGCCGUGUACUACAAGUUCUUUAUUUACUGCAGACGUCCCGAAUGAAUCAAGCUUGGUAUGUGUUCGGAAACACAGUCCCUAUCGUCACUGCGUUGGGUCUCCAUCGAAAGUCCAAUCAUUACAGGAAUGGAGGUCGACAACCAACGGAUUAUAUAAUCUCGGAAUGCCGCAAGAGGACUUUCUGGGUUCUUUAUACACUAGACAAGUAUCUAGCCGUUGUGUUUGGCCGACCUCGAUUCUACCAUGAUAACGAUACCGAUCAAGAUUUUCCGGACAGAGUCAACGAUGAAGAUAUGACACCACAAGGGCCGUCACUUGCCGAGCCUGCGAUGGACUGUCAUGUUGACGCCGUAAUCUUCCAUGCGAGAAUAGCAAUCAUUAUCGAGAAUGUAUCUCGCCAAGUCUACUCACUCAAGAAGAUGCGAUCGGAGGAACGUCUCGCGGCCGCGCAAGAUUUUAUAAAACAACUCCAUGAAUGGAGGCAGGCUUUACCGCCUCAUUUCGGCACCGUGCGUCCCUCGAGUCUCAUACCGAUAUUCUCUCGACAAUCUACAGCCUUGAAGCUUGCAUACUGCCACGCUGUGAUGCAUACCACCCGACCGUUCCUUCUCGAUCACUCUGAAAACUGCAGUCCAGCCCUGCAGGAAUGUGUGACGCAAUGCAUAAGCGCAGCAAAACUUGCUCUCGAGAUAGUCGAUUCUAUGUUCUGCGAGCAAUCGGUUUUGUUCCAUGCUCUGUGGUGGAUGCCAUAUGUUACAUUCUGUGCUCUAGCAGUUGUAUAUGUAUGGGAUAUACAACAGAGGAACAAUGAGUCAGCAGAAUCUGAUAAUACAUUGCUCUUUGGUUUGGCAGAAAAAUGCCAAAGCCAUUUGGCACGGACAAUUUCUGCCGAGUCUGCCAGUCGAAGAUACAGCAUCAUUAUUGAGGAGUUGCGUCAAGAGGCUAGACAAGGUCCACAACAUGCCAGCAGAACAAUUCAGAUGCUGAACUGCAAUGAGGAAUCACUCCUCUCCAGCGAGCACGAGUCUGGUACAUCUAUGGAUGAAUUGGGCUCCAUGUUUGAAGACCAGGAAUCAUCCAGCUCAGGUCUCAUGUCAAUCAUGAACCCGCUUAGUCAGUGGCAGCCAACUGACUGGUUGGACCUCGACUCCUCGCUUGAUGAUCUGAUGAUUUUUUAA
Fusarium graminearum PH-1 is the source of this 2109-nucleotide messenger RNA. RefSeq lists its product as uncharacterized. NCBI's taxonomy places the organism in Eukaryota, Fungi, Ascomycota, Sordariomycetes, Hypocreales, Nectriaceae. Gene Ontology annotation, biological process: DNA-templated transcription; positive regulation of transcription by RNA polymerase II. The transcript has 3 exons. Gene Ontology annotation, cellular component: nucleus. Bases 1 to 2109 code for a protein of 702 amino acids. Gene Ontology annotation, molecular function: sequence-specific DNA binding; zinc ion binding; DNA-binding transcription factor activity, RNA polymerase II-specific. The record is from RefSeq and is a predicted model, not a curated record.